AUGGAAGAUAAUAAAUUAUUUUGUGGAGGAACUUUGAUAUCCCAAAAUUGGGUGUUAACAGCAGCUCAUUGUUGCGAUAUUAUGAGACCAAAUCGUCAAUAUAAUAUCUACGCGGGUGCUAAAAACGUUAAUGAUACCCCAGAACAAAUCGCUGAAAUUGAAUGGGUUUACAUCCACGCAAAUUAUUCAAGGGAACCGUUAAAUAACGAUUUGUGUAUUUUAAACAUAGAACCCGGUAUUAAAAAAUCGAAACAUAUUAAAGCUUCUAAAUUUCCUACUAAAUCAAUAUUUAAAGAAUUAGUAGAUAAUGGUAAGUGUACAAAUGCGAUUGUAAUGAGUUUUGGAUUACAAAAUCGUAAAAGAAAAUUGGUGUCUCAUUUAAAUAAGAAUUAUAAUCCACACCUACAAUGUACUUCACUUCAAGUUAUGAAUUUAAAGGAUUGCUAUAAUCUAUUCGGAGAGAUGAUAACAGAAAGUGUAUUUUGUGCAAGGGAUGCUGAGAAAGGUAAAGACGCCUGUCAAGGAGAUUCAGGAGGCCCUUUGAUGUGCAAAGGAUUUCAAAUUGGUGUAGUAUCAGCAGGAAUUGGUUGUGGAAUUCCUCUGUACCCCGGUUUAUUCACAAGAAUCGAUAUAUAUGAAGAUUUUAUGAAUAUUGCUUUCAGUAAUCAAACUAAUCCAAAUAAAAUAAUUCGGUCCAUAACCGGAGAAGAAUUUAGAUUUAGAAGUGAUUCUAAUACCAUUGAGGGUUCAAUUAUUAUUGUUUUUAUGUUGUAUUUGUUGUAA
Molecule: messenger RNA, 783 nt
Organism: Onthophagus taurus
Lineage: Eukaryota; Metazoa; Arthropoda; Insecta; Coleoptera; Scarabaeidae
Source: RefSeq, a predicted model, not a curated record